UUAAUGCUUUCGUCUGCCUGUGUUUUGGACAUUUUAUUCUUAUUAUUUGUCAAAAAACUUCCAUUAGCUGUUUUAAAUUUAUCUUACUGUCAGGGUACGCAAAAAACUUAUGACAUUUCUUGUAAUUUGAAGUUUUAAAUUUUGAAUUCAGUUUCGAAUGAAGAGAGAGAGAGAGAGAGAGAGAGGUGAAAUAAAAUUUUAAAUUCACGUCAUGCACGUUCUAUUAAAAUGGCAGAUAAAAAUUGGCCGCAUAUUGAUAAUAAUCGAUUAAAUGUUAAUUAUAUGUUUUCAACUGUAAUUUAAAAGUACCUAGUGCGCUUUACAAAAGUUCAGCGAAUUGUCCAUGCAAAAUCUAUUUAUGGCGGAGCUGCAAUCACACGCUAAUUAAGCUCUACCCUUCAAAGUUAGAUGAAAUGUCAAUCGUGCGCGAUCGGCUUUAUUAAUUGUUUUUCGCACGGCCGUCGCACAACGUUACAUAUUAUAUAAACACGUGGGUGUACUUUGUAUUAUUUGCAUCUCCACCAGCUCGGUGCGGGGUACUAUGCACAGAGAGGGAGAGGCACCCCAUUGGUCGAGGCCGUCGAAUAUUAAUCCGACUGGAAAGCGAAACGGCGGCGGUGGCGGACGGAUUAUCUGUGUACCAGGCGCUGCCUCUCGUGCUCUCUGUUAUGGAAUAUAUGUUUUGAUAUUAUUAUUGCCCUCUUUUGCUCUCAACAUCCCAUUAUAUAUAGGCAAUACACGAAUGGGCGCGCAAUCAGUCGCUCAGGCCGCCGUGCACGGCCAACUUCGUUCUCCGUGCCCAGACUCAAAAUUACUUCAACAUGUCGGACUCUAACCAACCGAUGAGUGGAUUCACCGGCAGUGACAUGUCCUCAAUCAAACCCGACUCGAUGAGGAACAGAAUAUCACAACAAGCUCCUGAAUCAAACGCUUUCACCGCCUCGACACUUUCCUCGCAACAACGAUCUUCUAAUCAGUACCAAACCCAAUCGCAGCAUCAGCCUCCAUCCUCAGCACAGUACCAGCCAUCCAACGAUUACAAAACUCCUUCGACAAAUGAUUUCAAAACUGCUACACCAGAUUAUAGAGCACCACCUACAAAUGAAUAUAAAUACCCUUCAACCAAUGAUUAUAAAGCUCCUGUAUCUGCACAAUACCAGGUCCCUUCCUCCAAAGACCCUCCUUUGUCAACUCAAUACCAACCAGUCACGACAGCCCAACACCAACCUGCCGCAACUCCGCUGAACCAAAAUCAACCUCCAGCAACCCAGUAUCAACCCUCGACCCAGUACCAAUCCUCAAACUAUCAAACAACCCCAUCGAACCAGUACCAACCACAAACCCCCCAGUACCAAGCGCCGCCACCAAACCAGUACCAGCCUUCAGCAGCUCAGCCUCAAGUCGCGGCUCAACCGGGACAAGAAAAGCCAGAGAGGGCCACUGCAGGAAUGAUGAGGACCUCAUCAGUUCGACAAAUGCAGCCGAUGGCCGAGGCCACACCUGUCAUGCCAAGCGGAAAACCGGUGGCCAAAGAGGUCACCAUUACGGUCACAGGGAAGCUUCCUUCGGUUCCAUCCACGCCAGUCGCUAACAAUAAGAUACCAGUUGAUACUACAAAGGAUGUGGACGAAACGCUCACCAGACCUCAAGUACCUGACUUCAAAGAUCUUCAACAGCGUCAAUUCGAGAGACCAACAAAUCCCCCUGUAACUGGACAGCAAAUGUCCAGAGAAGCCACUCCACAGGCGCCACAGAAGUUGCGUCCAACAGAUCUAACUUUUCAACAAGAGAGGCCCGUUUCGCGAGUUUCAUCUAAGACCCCUGGCACGUGGUGUCCAAAAACAGGCAGGUUCGUUCCGGACCCACCUGAUCCAAGAGCGCAACCUCAGCCGCAUCCGCCGCCGCCUCAGGACGCGGCUACCCCAACUCCCCGGAAACCAAAGGGAACUUACUGUCCCAAAACAGGACGGUACAUACCGCCAACGGGUGUGACGCCCGUCAGAAAAGCAAUGACGCCUCGAGGGGACGAGUUCAGGGUCAAGUUUGCAGAGAUCGAGAGCGAAACACCCAGGUAUUUGCGGAGGGAUCAGAGAAGCACUCGCCCAUCCAUGGCAUUUGGAAGCGUAAUAUCUACGCCCAGAGACCAAGACAAGGCUAGAGUGAGAAGGGCGAAGAGCACAGAUGGCAUUGCGCAGAGAAAAGCGAUGACUCCAAGAGGCGAUGGGAAAGACUUUGCCAGUUCGAUAGAGAAUUACGAAUCCGCUGGCGAGGAUAGACACGGUUCUAUGGUUCGCUCCACGAGUUCACGAAGUUCUUUCCGGCAACCCCGAACUGAAAAUGUUGCUAGGACAACGGACUAUAGAAACAUCACUCCGCGAGUAUCCACCUUCAACGAUCACUACCAACCGACUGGUGGGGUUAAAAAGGUUGUGGGGACAAAGUUGCAGUGGAACGCGAAAAGCAAAGUGAGUUCCUUCCGGCAACCGGAGGAAAGGAGUGCGCCGACCUACGAGCAAAGGAGCGCAGCUCAGAAUGAAACAAGAGAAUACACGGCGAGGCAGGUGGAGAAUACGCCAAACCACCACACAGAAGCGCCGUACAACUAUCCCAGCAACAACGACGACGAUUUAAAGAGGGUGCCUAGAAGUAGGAUUAAGUAAAAGUCGCGCGCAAAUUGAAUUAAUGACGUAACAACGAAAUGAAUAGCAGGUUCAACGGACCAAAAUAUUAUUGGUCAGUUUUUAUCUAGUAUUAUUUAAAGAUAGUCGCGCACGUAAUGGUAUUUUUCCGAGCAAUCGAGUUGUCGUUUGGAAACGGAUGAGUCUUGCAAUUCUCAGAAAGCACUCACUGCAAGGCAGGCAUUUCAAAAAUGCCGAGAUAAAAGAAACUAGCACCAGUUAGAAGGCCACUGUGAGAGAGAUAUUAAUUGUUUUGGCACCUAUUUCAAGUUCAAUUUUAAAACAAAGCGUUUCACUUCUUAGUUAGUAUAGGCAAUCCCGAGCGCUGCCUCUUAGUAGCAAAAAGUGCUCAGCUACGUAGAUUGUGCAUCGCGAGAAUUAAAAAUAGUCCCCAACAUUUAAGUGCACGUAAACAGCAAAAAAUAAUCAGAGUGAGUUGGAUUCGUCUCGCCGAGCCAACAAUGAUCUGGCUCAUUUGAAAAAGUGACGGGCUGUCGAAAGAGAAACGAGGCGAACUUCCCAUCAUCGCAACAUUGAAGCUGUAAAUCUUUUCACGCGCUGUGUGAAUUCUCGCACAAAAUGAAUUUUACAGGGUAUUGCCCAACGAACAGGUCCAGAAUAAGUUAAGCCCAGGCCGCAGCCGCUGAACUUUUUAGCCUAAUACAAAUAUAAACGGUGCGCUCGGUGAGUAAUAAAAGUGUAGUGCAGAAUAAUGACCUCUCUUUCUCGAGAGCAUUCGCAGCGCACCCAAAGUGCAGGUGUGAGAAUACGUGUCUUAUAACUAUUUGUAACUCGGCUCGCGACCAAGUUAGCCGCAAGUUAUUCCGCGCCGUUGACAGCUCUUGAGAAAGAGCUCGGAAGGCGCUCGAUAGAUUAAUUAAUCAAUUACGAGGGAGAGACGGCUGCCGACAACAAGCGGUCGGGUUGUUCACACCGCCUUCUGCUGUUCGACCUUUUCCACCUCAUCGCGGCUUGUUGAUGUUAUUAAUUGAGAGCUCAAAAUUGUUGUUGUUUGUAAGCUGAAUUCUAAACACUAUUGACAGUUGCAUAAUAAUUCGAGAUUUAAUUGCACCAUAUGAUGUGUAUGUGAUAGACGCAAUAAAGCUAAUGCUUACCACCAA
Molecule: messenger RNA, 3799 nt
Organism: Cloeon dipterum
Lineage: Eukaryota; Metazoa; Arthropoda; Insecta; Ephemeroptera; Baetidae
Exons: 8
Coding region: 822-2660 (612 amino acids)
Source: RefSeq, a predicted model, not a curated record